AUGCUGUUCGCCAUCCAGCGGCUCCAUGAGCUCGCGAGGAAGAAGAGUACUGCGGUGUUCGCGUGCUCCGUCGACCUCACCAAGGCAUACGAUUCGGUGGACCGAGACCUACUGUGGGACGUGCUCCGACGCUUCGGCGUGCCCCGGAAGAUGCUGGCGGUCGUUCGCCACUUCCACGAGGGCAUGAGGGCGCGCGUCCGAACGGACGACGGGCAGUACUCGGAAUGGUUCGACGUGGGCCAAGGCCUCCGACAGGGAUGCAACGUGGCCCCGCUGCUGUUCAACUUGUUGUUCUUUGCCGCGAUGCUCAUGGUCGCCGUGGCCGAGUUCGACAAGGACCCCAAGGUGACGGCGGACAUGGUCAAGAUCGGGACACAAGUGGAGUACACGGGCAAGAAGGGCAGGUCGGCGGGGAAGAAGACGACGGUGGUGACGGACGCGGAGGCCUUGUGGGCCAUGCUCUACGCUGACGACGCGGCCAUCGUCUCGCGCUCGCCGGAGAGUCUCGAGAAGAUGAUGUCGGUCAUCGUGCGCGUGGCCGG
This is a messenger RNA of Ectocarpus sp. CCAP 1310/34, 542 nucleotides long. Lineage: Eukaryota; Phaeophyceae; Ectocarpales; Ectocarpaceae. The record is from the annotation of a GenBank genome assembly.